Molecule: messenger RNA, 2385 nt
Organism: Aspergillus affinis
Lineage: Eukaryota; Fungi; Ascomycota; Eurotiomycetes; Eurotiales; Aspergillaceae
Product: flavodoxin and radical SAM domain protein
Exons: 2
Coding region: 1-2385 (794 amino acids)
Biological process (GO): wybutosine biosynthetic process
Molecular function (GO): catalytic activity; 4 iron, 4 sulfur cluster binding; FMN binding
Source: RefSeq, a predicted model, not a curated record
AUGAUGGAAACGUGGUCUUUGACCGAAGGUCUAUUGACCUUCUGGCACUCGUACCGUAUCCAUUUAUUCGUGGCCCUAUUCGCUAUCUUUAUCGUCGCUCGAGUCUAUCGCACCGUCCAACCUAAAUCGAAAACUGCCUCCGCCUCGUCAAUUCCGUCCUCGCCCCGCAGCCAGUCCCCCGGAAAAGCUGAGAAAGAGAAGCUCGGAGACACGAAACCGCAGACGACGGAGAAGAAGGACAUCCAGGCUCUUGCGAACAAUGAGACAUCUAAGAAACCUGCCUCUGGCCCUAAGAGGGUGUCUGGAAAGAAACCACUGAAGGUUGCGGGAAGACGUGGAGGAUCGGAUCAGGGAACGCCUUUGUCCUUCAUUCAGCCCAUCGUCUUCUAUGCCUCGUUGACUGCCACCACCGAGAGAUAUGCCCAGGUGUUGAUGGAGGAUCUGCGUGCUGCUGCGCAAAAACAGGCCGAUCCCGAGAAUCGCGAGCGCGGUAUCCUUCCGCCUAAGCUGGAGGACUUGUCUUACAUUGACUUCGACGACUACUUUACGACGGCCCCCAAGCCUCCCGCAAACUCCCCGGGAACUCGCUACCUGUACUGCUUGUUGAUUCCGACUUAUAACAUCGAUACUGUUCUCAACACCUUCCUGGGCCACCUGGAGGAGACUCACCACGAUUUCCGCAUCGACACCGGCUCGUUGUCGACCUUGGCCGGCUUCUCCGUCUUCGGAUUCGGUGACAAGGAAGGUUGGCCCACGGAAGAGGAAGGCUUCUGCUCUCAGGCUAAGGAGCUCGACCGAUGGAUGGCCAAACUCACCGGUCGGAAGCGGGCUUAUCCUCUCGGCUUGGGUGAUGUAAAGAGCGACGCCGAGUCUGCGCUGAAAGAGUGGUCGCAGGGAUUGCAGGACAUUUUGUCCGAUAUUCUGAAAAACGGCAGUCUGGGCGAAGGUGUUCCCGGCAGUGGCGACGCCCUGGAGAGUGACGAAGAGGACGUGGACGAUUUCUCGGACGAGGGCAAGCCGAAGAGCCGGAAGAAGGCCCAGACCGUGGUGGACCUGGAAGAUAUCAAAAUGUCUGCGGACUCUCAAGGAGGAUCGGGCUCACCCAUUCCUGUUGACUUCACCACUGGCGGCAAAGAUCCCGCGCCGAAUAGCCAAUCGACUGGAAAAGAAAUGGUUCCCAAGACGUCGCCCACUUACGCCGCGUUGACGAAGCAGGGCUAUACGAUUGUGGGCUCGCACUCCGGCGUGAAGAUUUGCCGUUGGACCAAGUCUGCCCUACGUGGCCGCGGUUCGUGCUACAAGUAUUCUUUCUAUGGUAUUCGAUCUCAUCUUUGUAUGGAGGCGACCCCGUCGCUCUCCUGCAGCAACAAGUGUAUUUUCUGCUGGCGACACGGCACCAAUCCCGUCGGAACCACCUGGCGCUGGAAGGUGGAUUCUCCCGAGCUCAUUUUCCAAGGUGUGAAAGAAGGCCACUACAAGAAGAUCAAGAUGAUGCGUGGUGUGCCUGGUGUCCGCGCUGAGAGAUUUGCGGAGGCCAUGCGUAUCCGUCACUGUGCCCUCAGUCUGGUCGGCGAGCCCAUCUUCUACCCGCACAUCAACGCGUUCCUGGAGAUGUUGCACGCGGAACACAUUUCCAGUUUCCUCGUGUGUAACGCCCAGCACCCGGAUCAGCUGGAGAACCUGAAGCGUGUCACGCAACUGUACGUGUCCAUCGAUGCAAGCAACCGAGAGAGUCUGCGUAAGAUCGAUCGCCCCUUGCACCGCGAUUUCUGGGAGCGAUUCCAGCGCUGCCUGGACAUCUUGCGCGAAAAGCGUCACGUGCAGCGCACCGUUUUCCGUCUCACGUUGGUCAAGGGCUUUAACGUCGACGACGAAGUCAUCGGAUACGCCAACCUCGUUGAGAAGGCGUUGCCGUGCUUUGUCGAGAUCAAGGGUGUAACGUACUGUGGCACCAGCACCAGCGCCGGUGCCGGUCUGACCAUGCAGAACGUUCCCUUCUACGAAGAGAUUGCCGCCUUCGUUGUUGCCCUCAACAAGGAACUGGAACGCCGUGGUCUCAAUUACGGCAUUGCUGCAGAGCACGCACACAGUUGCUGCGUGUUGAUUGCGUCGGAGCGAUUCCACGUUAAUGGUAAGUGGCACUCUCGCAUCGACUAUGAUCGCUUCUUCGAGUUGCUCGAGAAAGAGAAGGCCGAUGGUACCUCUUUCACCCCUGAGGAUUACAUGAGAGAGACCGAGGAAUGGGCCCAAUGGGGUAAUGGUGGUUUUGACCCGAACGACGAGCGAGUUUAUAAGAAGGGUAAAAACAAGGCUAUUCAGCCUGCUGAGCCUGCCGAGCCUGCCGAGCCUGCUAAGACCGAGCCUGCCGAGGCUCUAGAUUCCUAA